Molecule: messenger RNA, 840 nt
Organism: Huiozyma naganishii CBS 8797
Lineage: Eukaryota; Fungi; Ascomycota; Saccharomycetes; Saccharomycetales; Saccharomycetaceae
Gene: PBA1
Product: Pba1p
Exons: 2
Coding region: 1-840 (279 amino acids)
Biological process (GO): proteasome assembly
Source: RefSeq, a predicted model, not a curated record
AUGUUGUUCAAACAUUGGAAUGAGUUCGUUGAACCAAGGCACCACUUGGACGCCCCUGUGAUGGUUCCAAACCAGGAAUCCUUACAGGCGCUGCCUCUUCCUACAGUCACCGUCCCUGCAGGUUUCGACUGGGGGAAGGUACGAGACUGUGAUCCUGACCAUAAGAUCAUGAAUCCAUUAUUCAAUACAAGUCACACACACGCGAUGACACGAGGGGAACUGGUCACGUCCUUGCAGCUAAAUGAGUCUGUUGUCUCGCAAGCCGCUACAGAACUGUCACAGCAUUGGGAUUACAGGGAAAACUUUCCUAAUGAGUUCGACCCAGCGAGUGACACAAGAGAGGAUACCAAAUCCAUAGUGUUGAGGCUCCCCAUCGUAGAGCUGAAUGGUAUGAACACUCUUUUGAUAUCAGUGGAUGAGAAUUUCCUAAAGGUGUCGCCCAUCUUCACUAACGUAGUUGCUAGAAAGUUAAGGACCCUUUUGAACACGCAGACGAAGAUUCUUUUGGUGGGAUCGUCGGAUAAAAUAUACUCCACCAAAAUGGUUUCGUUGAACGAAUGUACACUGCAACCUCCAGAGUUCAUCACUGGGUUUCUUGGCGGCAUGAUAGACGAACUAGUGAAAAACAGAUUCAGCAACUUCAAAGGAUUUAUAGUGCAAAGCGAGGGUCCAACAGGGUUUGAGAAACUGUCUUUAGAAUCCAUGGAUGAAUUGAUCGAUUUUAUCAUCGAUGAAUGGAGCAGCUACAAUAUCAACGCUGAUGCAUUUAGGGAGAAUUGUCAUAAAUUAUGGAAAUUAGAUGGUGCCGCAAUGAGUGCGCAAUCAGGUUUAUACAUUUAA